Musa acuminata subsp. malaccensis (wild Malaysian banana) is the source of this 810-nucleotide messenger RNA. RefSeq names its product ethylene-responsive transcription factor ERF017-like. Gene Ontology annotation, molecular function: DNA binding; DNA-binding transcription factor activity. Gene Ontology annotation, biological process: regulation of DNA-templated transcription. NCBI's taxonomy places the organism in Eukaryota, Viridiplantae, Streptophyta, Magnoliopsida, Zingiberales, Musaceae. The record is from RefSeq and is a predicted model, not a curated record.
CACGAAAUCGUACUCUCUCUACGUCUGUCUUGGCAUUCGUCUCCGGUUCCCACCACCUAAAGCGGGACCCGCAGCCUCCUCUCGCAUCGUAUAGUAUCUAUAUAUGACCCCAUGGCACACCCUUCCCGCCAAUUCAACUGAUCCACCCCCGGGUGCACAUUUGGACGAACACUUGGCGCGCGGAAGAUGAGAAGGGACAGAGAGAGAUCACCUGAGGGUUGUCCCGUGGCAGAGAUGAUGGAGUGCGACGGCAGCGGAGCGGGGGAGAGGCGGUACAAGGGGGUGCGGCGGCGGAAGUGGGGGCGGUGGGUGUCCGAGAUCCGGCUCCCCAACAGCCGCGAGCGAAUCUGGCUCGGCUCCUACGACACGCCCGAGAAGGCCGCGCGGGCCUUCGACGCCGCCCUCGUCUACCUCCGCGGCCGCCGCGCCCAGCUCAACUGCCCCGACGCGCCCCCGCCCCGGAUCGCUGGCGCAGGGCCACUCACUUACCAGCAAAUCCAGGCCGCCGCGGCGCGCCACGCCGCCGGCGACCCAUCCGAGGCCCCGGGUGCCACGCUGCCGUCGCAACCCUCGGAGGAGGCCUCGGACGGGUUCACUGUCGGGAGCGGGGUGGCGCUCGACUGGUCGUUCUUGGACCCGCCGCAGCAGGAGGAUCUGCCGACAGGAGGUGGGAAAUUCCCGGUGGCGAUGGACGAGUUCAUGUACGAACUCUACUCGCCGAUGUCGGCAGCGCAGCCGGCGGAAAUGGCGGAGGAUCACGGCCAUGUGGACUACGGUUCCGGGUCUUCUCUCUGGAGUUUCUGAGCGUCA